AAUAAAUAAUAAAAAAUAAAAAAAUAAUUUUUUUUAUAGUUUUAGAUUAUAUGUUUUCAAAUUUGAACUUUUAUAUAAAUUUAUUUUUUUUUUGAAUUUUUUUUUCAAAUUUUCUUUUUAUAAUUCAAAAAUACUUUUUGAAACUAUUUUAAAAAUUUUUAUUUUCAAAUUUUUAAUAUUUAUUUUCUAUUUUAUAAAAUUUUAAACCUCAAACCAAAAUUCCCACUCCUUAACUCUAAACCUUAAGGUUUGGAUUAGUUGAUCCUAGGGGUAUAACUGUAUAUUUACCUUUUUAAUGAAACAUUUUGGUCAUUUUGAUUCUCAGAGUCUAUAUUUGUGAUCGAAAUUUUUUUAGUGUUAUCCUAAGAUAUUUCCCUAAAAAUAUAUUAGUGUCCAUUAUAUAUGUAUGUAUGAAUGCUACAGCUCAUUCAAUGAUUCUUGGAAAAUAUUAAACUAAAGUUUUUAAAAGUUUGAUGUGUUAUAGUAUAACCCGCGUCUUGCAUGGAAUGUGAUUAUUAGUUUUGAAUUUUAAUAAAGAGACAUUAAUCUGUUUAAUCUGGAUAUCGGUUCGGUUUUAGGUUGUUUUUUUUUGUUUUUAAUCUCUUAAAAUAUAUCUAUCAUUUUAAAUGAAUAUUUAUUUGGUUUGUUCGAUUAAAAUGUUUGAUGUUUUAUUUUCCUCUGACAAUCAAAAAUUAUUAUUAUUUGUUUGUUUUCAUGUUAUGAAUCUUAGAUUUUCGUGAUGUCGAACCAAUGGUUUCAUAUUAUAGUUUCUAAACGGAUAAUAGUUAAAAAAAAAAGAAAAUUAUUAAGACAAAUCAUUUUACUACAAUUUGGUCGAUAGUGAAAGAAGAAUUAAGAAAAAAAAUAUUUUACUUCCAAAAAAAUUAGAUAUUUCAGCUGUGGUAAAUACUUACUUAUAAGGUACUCACGUCAAUGUGCACAUGUAUGUGUAUGUAAAAAUAUAUAAAGAUGGUUGAUAAAUAUAUAAAAAUACUGUUAAUUAAUAUUAAAUGAUAUUUUUUUCAAAAUAAUACAUGAAAAAUAAAAUUCUUAAAAUGAAAUUAUUUAAAAUCGAAAAUAUUGUAAAAUUUAUAUAACGGAUCAAAUUGGAUAUCCGUUCCUAUAAAUAUUGAUAUUUGUGAUUUCUUUUUUAUUUACGGAUAUUGCAUUUUAGUAUUUGAUUUGCUUCGUAGAGUAACAUAUAUAAGGAUUUUCCGUUUCAAAUCAAAAUGGAUAACGAAUCAAAUCAAAAUUUAGGAAUAAUUUGUCCAACUAUAUUCGUAAACAGUAAAAAUAACGUAAAGAAGAACCAUGCAUGUGAGUUUUAUAUUAAAAAACGUAAAAUACAUAGUGUGAACAUAUUUAUAUAGAGUUUGACUGAGAAGCUCUCUAUAUGUGACAUGUGUCCAUUUUAGUGUGAACGCAUUUAUUACAAUGCUUCUACACGUGACAUGUGUCUAGUUUAGUGUGAAUGCAUUUAUUACAAUACUUUUUCUUUAAUAUAUAAGAGAUAUGUGAACUCUUGGACCUAGAGAUUUGGCUCAGCCCGCCAAUCGAAAGUAAGAUAAAUAUUAUAAGAUAAAAAUUUUUGGGUCGAAAGUUAUUUUUCUACGAGAAGUAUCUUAUAGUAUCAAAUGUCUCCCGAAUUAUCAUCUUACUAGUAUUACCACCUAUGCUAUGCACAGGUCAAUUCCAUGUUUUAAAAAUUAUUUGAUCAUUUUCAUUGUUUUCAAUCAGAGUGAAUAUUAUUUAAAACAUUAUAUGAAUAGUAGAACAUAAUAUUGUACUAGCUUUUGAUCCGCGCGUCCGCGCGGAUAUAUAUUCGAUGUAAUUAUAUGUUUUGUUUAUUGUAAAAACGUUCAUGUUAUUGUUUCAUAUGUUAUUAGUUUUGACAUUGGUGUAUCUUGUUUAUGUUGUUUAGUGUACAUUUUUAAGCAUUGAGGUUGUAUUGUUCUUAUAUUGUAUUUUUUUUCUUUUACUUGGUAAACUAAACAUAAAGUGUAUAAUAUUAGAACAUUUAUUUGAGAUUUAAUAGUUUUAUUAAAUAAGAAAAUCUAAAAUUUGUGAUUUAUACCUUAUUUUAAAUUUUUGUUUAUAUAGCUUUACAAAAAAAAAAUCGCUAGCAAAUAUACAACCAAUUGGAAAAGUAACCCCAAAAACAUAAAAAAAAAAUAUAUCUCUAUUAAAUAUUUACAAAGCCUAAUUAGAUGGAUUGAUUUGCGCCAUUUUGUUAUGGUUUUAAAAUAUUUAUCAUUUUUAACCGAAGAAAUAGUGGACAUGAAUCACAAAUCAAAGUCUAUAUAAUAUUGUUUCUGGGAAAUAAACAGAAACACGUCUGCCCUGCCACUAACUGCAUUGAUUUGAACAUUUUUAAUUACUCCCCGUUUUCCAACUGGUAUAGCACGAUGAACAUGGUACAUGUGUGUUCUUUUGCAACGAGCUUGGAUUUUGUUUCCCUAUAAAACAAAAACAGAGGAAAUACUAGUUUAGCUUGUUAAAGCAAUAAUCUGUUAUAACACAACAAAUGUUUAGAAAUAUUGGUUUACCCAUUAGUCUGUUAAUACCAUCUCAAAGGUAUCUCUAGAAGCGGUGUUCAUCUUGUAAGCACUUAACUUAAACUCGCUGAUUAUUUUUAUAAGGCCUGAAUUUUGUGAGAGCAUGAAAAGUAGUCAGAGUAGACAUUUUCGGAGGAAUUGCGUUGAAUGAUAUAGUGUUUCGUUUAUUGGGAAAGAUGUAUAUAUAGCUAGUUAUUACCACCUAUGCUAUACACAGGUCAAUUCCAUGUUUUAAAAAUUAUUUGAUCAUUUUCAUAGUUUUCAAUCAGAGUGAAUAUUAUUUAAAAUAUUAUAUGAAUAGUAGAACAUAAUAUUGUAUGCUCCAUCUUUAUGUUUCUUCUAUUUAACUGGAAAAUCACUGCCCGAUAGUGUAGUUAUAGAUUUUCCUGAAGAAUAAUAUUUUAUGCUUCAUCCUAUUUCUCCAAAUUGUUACCUUAAAUUAAUAGAUAGAUGAAGCUUCUGAUUUAGCUAUGCUGUAGUGAUUUAAAAUCGAAUAUGUUCAAAAUUACUGUACCAGUAUCAAUUGCUUCUCAAAAUUCCACUAUCAACCUGAAAUCUUGUCAAUAAUAAACUUUUAAGUAUUAAUCCGGACUGAAGAAUAAUAAUAUAUUUAAAUGGUGUAGAAAGAAAGAAAGAAGAUAUGAAGAAACAUGAAGUCAAAAUUUAAGAGAAAUUAAAAAAAAAUGUAUUGUUUCGUUGGAGAAGAUGGAAAAAAAGAAACAAAAUAAACAGAGUAAAUUAUUAGACCAAAACUUAUAUAAAAGAAAAAAAAACAGUUUGAAAUCAUGGUAAAGUAACUUUUGAACGUGGAUAAAAUAUUGAGAUAAUUGCUAUAAAUUAGGGAUCAAAGAGAAUUGUUUUUCAGUUAAUUGUUGCUAAAAAUUAGGGAUCAAAGAAAAUUGUUUUUCAAUUAAUUUUUUUUUGAAGUAUUUUCCAUUUGUCAAAAUUUGAUUUGUGAAGUAACUUGUGCUUUAGUAUAUAAAGGAUUCUAUAUAUCCCCUAAAAAAGUUAAGCUUAUUUUCCCACGAAUAUCGGUUUAGACAGUAUUCUGUAUUAUCACUUGCCCAAACCGUAAAACAUAGAAAUAUAACCUGGAAACCGGUUUGAAUUCAACACUUUACCAAAUUAUACCCGGCCCAUAAACAUACUAUCCUUUAAGAUCCCAAAUCAAAGACAAGUUUAAACGCUAAAAUUUAUAUUCAAAAUUUGAUUGUCUCAAUCUCCGAUUUCCGAAAGCUGCAAUAAUGGUGAUGUCUGGGCUGCAAAUUCUACUUAUGGAGCUUCGAUUGGGUUAAAAUUUCAAGGACAAUCCGUCAGAAGAUACUUCCGACUAACGCCAUUGAUCUCCGGCAACAACUUCAAGCUUUUCCCUAAAGCUUCAUUUUUGAUUUUUUGUCUCAAUUGUAUCUUUGAUAUUUGGGAAAUUUUGUUAGAAGUUAUUGAUUCUUCAAAACACAGACAACAAAUUUCACUUGCUCUGUUACGUAAACAAACUAGAGUAACUGAAAUUUCUUAUAUAAUAGAAUUCCGUCAGCAAAGAUCACGCAUAAAUAAGUCUAAUAGCAUCCCUUACUUUGGAAUCAUAGGAAUGCUGAAUCGAGCUGGUACAUGGACGAGCCGGUGAAGAUGAAGAAACGUGUGGAUCAAGGAAAGUUUAAUAUUAUCGCAAUCUUCUACAAAGUGUAUGCACGAGACUUCAAGAAGCAGACACGUGAGUUUGGUGAAAACUUUUGGUAGCUAGCGAGAACUUCUAGUGGAGAUCAAGUCAAGAUGGGAAAGAAUUUGACUCCAACAAGAUUUUUCAAAGACAAGAGGUAGGUUCACACACUCAGACUCAAAGUUUUUCUUCUCUUUAAUACACUUUGAUUAAAACUAGUAAACCGUGAGGACUUCUUUACGUUCAAAACGUACAGGAUUGUAUGAAGUAAAGUGUGAAUAUUUUUGCAGACUCUGAGUUAGGAUUUUUUAUCUUUCGGUUAGGGUUUUUAUCGGGUCUAGGGUUUUCUGUUGAUGGUUUAAUUGAGUUAGUCGGGUCUUAAUUUGGUCUUCUAUUGGUUUACAUUCAGAUUUAGUAAGUUUCGGUUUAACUUAUGUACAUUAAACCAGAGUAAUCCAAUUUAUGGGUUUACCGGUUUCGAACUUUGAUUUUAUGGAGAAAUAAGUAUUCAACUUUUAUUCUAUGCGGAAACAAGUAGAAAACUUUUAUUUGGGGGAUAUAUAAAAUGGGGCAAUAGUUCGAAAGACAUUUGAUGUUAUACGAUAGUUCUCGUCAGAAAAUAGAUCGUUGACCCAAAAUUGUUAGAAAGUAUAGAAGUUGGACUUCUAGAUGCAGAAAGAUGGAAACAAAACUUUCCAAAAUUAGUUUAUGACUAACUAAACAAUCAGUUUAAAGAUUUAUAAACGUGAAUAGCGAUAUAAUAACCUGAUGAACCAUCAACCAACGACUUUAGCAGUUGAUAAACAUUAGUUUAGUGAGCCAACUUUCAAAUAGGUUUGCUAUUCUUAAUUCUAGUUACGUUGGAUAAACUAUUCCAAAUUCAUGAACUACAAAAUUAUUUUCCUUAUUUUGUCUUCUACUUUAAUCAUGUUCAUUAUCACUGGAUUCAUUUCUUAAAAAUAAAAUAAUUCAACCAACUUUCUACUCUUUAAUUAUAAAAAAUACAAACAUGUCCUCCCCUAGUGUAUAAUUUCCAGUUAGUACUCUUUGUUUCAUUUUAAAUUUUUGAUUUAGGUUUAGGUUUAUACAUACAGAUUAAUAAAAACAUUUUAAUUUUGCACAUUUUAAAAAUAAAAACAUCAUUACUUAUACACCUAACUAUAUUUCAACUAAUAAAAAAAUUGAAGAAUAGUGUUAAUAACUUUUGCAUUGAAAUUCUAAAACAAUAUUUAUUUUGAAACGAAAUUUUACUUUACAACGACAAUUAAACUGAAACGAAUAGAGUAUUGUUUUCAAAAAAAAAUAUUAAAGCAUUGUUUUCAGCGAACUUUCUUGGCUCAUUGUAAACGUUUUUAUCGUUCUCACUCUGAGAGCAUCAUCAACAGUUAAUGUUCUCAAACAUAAACUCUCACCUAAUUAUAUUAAUAACACAGUCUCUCAUCUAAUAUUUAAUCUUUUUACAAAAUUAAUUAUUAUUUUUUUAAACAUCACACCAUUAUAAGUAUGACACUUAUAGAAUCAAGUUCUCCAUCUUUUGUUUAGCGCUCUUGUACGAGAGCUGUUUACCUUUCUUUCUUCUCUACUCUUUUCUUUCUUUCUUCUUUUAUUAUAUUUUUAAUAAUAGUUCAAACUGCAUCAAUACUACCAUUGCAGAUGCUCUCGCUUUCUACGGAAAAUUUUUCUCUUCGUUCUCUCAAACUUAUCACGAAUGGAGGUUACACUACUUGGUUCCGUUUCCGGCCUCUCUACCGUCUCGUCAGAAAGACGACUCUCCAACGCGGUUUUCAGCAGUUUGAAGACAAACACACGACGACAAACAUAUCGAGUCACGGCCAUUAACUCCGUAGAGUCGAAGACUCAUCAUGGAGGUGUUCGACGGAUAAGAAAGAAUGAAGAUGGAGCGGCGGUAGCAAAGGUGGUGGAGAAUCCGUAUUCGGAAGCGGAGACGGCGAGUCCCGAUCUGCAUAAGAGCUUGUCCGACUUCUUGGAGGAAGCGAGAGAUUUCGUGGGAGAUGAUGAUGGUCCGCCUCGUUGGUUCUCUCCGUUGGAGUGUGACUCUCAGGCUCAAGGCUCUCCUCUACUCCUUUUCAUACCUGGUAUUGAUGGUACUGGACUUGGGCUUGUUCGUCACCACAAGAAACUUGGGGAGGUGUUUGAUGUAUGGUGCCUUCACAUUCCAGUCAGGGACCGUACUCCUGCUAAAGACUUGGUCCAACUUAUUGAGAGGACAGUUAAAUCGGAGAGCUAUCGUUUUCCAAAUAGACCUAUAUAUCUAGUUGGAGAAUCUAUUGGAGCGUGUCUUGCGUUAGAUGUUGCAGCUAGGAAUCCCAACAUUGAUCUUGCUUUGAUAUUGGCUAAUCCAGCCACACAUGUCAACAACCUCAUGUCACAACCUCUGGUAGGAAUGCUGAAUGUUUUAGCAGACGGAGUUCGUACACUAUUGGAAGAAAUAUUUGGUAUUAAGCAAGGCAAUCCAUUGACUGCAGCGUUAGACGCUUUGACGAAUGAGUUUGCAGUCCAUCAGAUGAGUGGAAUUGGUGGAGGGAUACUAAGAGAUCUUUUUGCAGUUUCAGCUAAUCCUCCUACUUUGAGUAGGACCGUCCUUAAGGACACACUUCUUUGGAAGCUGGAACUGCUUAAGUCUACUGUCGCAUCUGCCAAUUCUCACAUAGAGGCGGUCAGAGCUGAAACAUUGAUACUUCUGAGUAGACGUGAUCAUUGGCUGCUGAACAAUGAAGACAUCGACAGAUACUCACGCACAUUGCCAAAAUGUAUUGUGCGUAAGCUUAAAGGCAAUGGACACUUUCUCUUUUUCGAGGAUGGUGUAGACUUGGUUACUAUCAUCAAGUGUACUUGUUUCUAUCGCCGUGGGAAGUCUCAUGAUCACCUUUCAGAUUACAUUAUGCCUACCAGAUAUGAGAUAAAGCAACAACUAUACAACCACAAAUUGCUAAUAGGUCCUACUUCACCUGUAUAUCUGUCAACACUUGGAGAUGGUAAAAUUGUGAGGGGCCUUGAAGGUAUACCCUCAGAAGGACCUGUUUUGUUCGUUGGCUAUCACAUGUUAUUGGGACUUGAGCUAAUUCCAAUGAUAACUCAAUUCUUGAAAGAGAGAAAUAUUCACUUGCGCGGUUUGGCACAUCCAAUGCUUUUUCUAGACGGCCAGGAUGUGUUUGUCGACCCACAGAUUUUUGACAAAUUUAAGUUAAUUGGUGGAGUUCCUAUCUCCAAGUUCAGUAUCUACAAUCUACUGCGCUCAAAGUCUCAUGUGCUUUUGUAUCCUGGUGGUAUCCGUGAGGCUUUUCAUAAAAAGGGUGAAGAAUACAAGUUGUUCUGGCCAGAGCAACCAGAGUUUGUGAGAGUUGCAUCUAAGUUUGGAGCCAAGAUUGUCCCAUUUGGUGUUGUUGGAGAAGACGACAUCUGCGAUUUUGUCCUCGAUUCCGAUGAUCAAAUGAACAUCCCGUUCCUAAAGGAUUUCAUGGAAGAGGCAACAAGGCAAGCUGGAAACAUAAGGGAAGGAGAUGAAACCGAACUGGGAAACCAGAAAUGCUAUCUCCCAGUAAUUCUACCUAAGAUUCCUGGGCGGUUAUACCUUUACUUUGGGAAACCAAUAGAAACAGCAGGCAAGGAACAAGAGCUAAGAGACAAAGAGAAGGCUCAAGAGUUUUACUUGCAAGUCAAGUCUGAGGUUGAACAAUGCAUUGCCUAUUUGAAAGUGAAAAGAGAGAGUGAUCCCUACAGACACUUGUUGCCAAGGAUGAUGUAUCAGGCUUCACAUGGUUUAUCUUCAGAAGUUCCGACGUUUGAUCUCUGAAAUGAUUAUCUCGCUUUAAUUAUUUACAUAAUUACAUUAUACUAUGGUUAUGUUGUGCGUAGAGAUUACUACAGGUUCCAGUAAUAACAGCCUUGUGGAACAGAACACAUUGAAAAAACUUAGUCUGUGAUGUCGAAGUAUAUUGGGUUUUCUGGGUAAUGGUACUCUACAU
This is a messenger RNA of Brassica rapa (field mustard), 8198 nucleotides long. Its product is annotated as acyltransferase-like protein At3g26840, chloroplastic. The record is from RefSeq and is a predicted model, not a curated record. Gene Ontology annotation, cellular component: membrane. Lineage: Eukaryota; Viridiplantae; Streptophyta; Magnoliopsida; Brassicales; Brassicaceae.